Symsagittifera roscoffensis is the source of this 3927-nucleotide messenger RNA. RefSeq names its product E3 ubiquitin-protein ligase RNF31-like. Gene Ontology annotation, biological process: protein linear polyubiquitination. The transcript has 2 exons. The coding region runs from base 322 to 3579 and encodes 1085 amino acids. The record is from RefSeq and is a predicted model, not a curated record. Gene Ontology annotation, molecular function: ubiquitin protein ligase activity; zinc ion binding; K63-linked polyubiquitin modification-dependent protein binding. NCBI's taxonomy places the organism in Eukaryota, Metazoa, Xenacoelomorpha, Acoela, Convolutidae. Gene Ontology annotation, cellular component: LUBAC complex.
GCACCGCUGGUAGCACUGAAUGGUUGAGAAAGCUCUUUAUUAUGUGCAAAAUUACCUUCAAAUGUAAUUGCGACAGAGCCAAUACUUGCUUAAACAUGCUAAAAUACUUUUCAAUAUCAUGUGAACAUUCUGUCAUCAUGUUUGUGUUUACCAUCGAAUAAUACCAAAGCUGCGCUUGGUAUGCUGUUUUGUUACUGAGAAAAGCAAAAACUAGCUUUGCUUUUCUUAUAUACCAUUUUUAUUGCCAUUGUUUUGUUAUACACAUCAGUAUUAUAUACAGAUUUGGUAUGUGACUGUUUGUGAAAAGCGUCGUGCAUAAAAAUGGCGGACAAGCAAGACGGCGAUCUUUGUACACUCUGCCUGCAGAUCAAAGCGGAAGUAAGUUGCGAGGAAUGUAGGAUCGAUAGAUGCCAGUCGUGUGAUAAGUUGUACCACAAAGCAGCGGAGCGAAGUAAACACAAGCGAAACCUGCUGAAAACAACGCAACCAGUGCCCUGCCAGAAUGAUGCAAGAUGUACAGAUAGUAACGCGAGUUUUGUGCACCCUGUCUCAGCUGCUGCUACAAAUAAAUAUCAGUGGCAAAAAGCACAAAGCGAAAAUGCGCGUGAAUUUUCGAUGAGUUCAGUAUCGCAACUGCCAGUCAAUCCAAAUAACUUUGCUGUGAGUAGAGCUGCAGUAAAUGUUCCUUCAUUUCAACCGAGAGCUGGGGUCCCCAUUACUGGUAAUAUUGGAUGGAACAAAGCUAGAACUAAUCCACCGUUUGGUGCAAACAUGCCAGCAUCUUCUGUCGAUACUUUUCAAACACUCGCAUAUACCGCGACCCACGUUGGCCCGAGAGUUCCAGGAGCAAGCUCGAUGUCGCCAAAUUAUAGUAAUGCAGCGAUUCCAAACAGGUUUCCAAAUCCACAGAUGAUUGGAAGUCAAGGAUUGCCACAGUUUCCAUUUAGUGGUGUCAAUUUGGGCGGAUACCACAGCAACCUUGUCAAUUCAAAUACCUCUGGAGCUACGCAAGAUUUUACGUUUAUGUUUCAACAAGCGGGCGGUGGAGAUCGUAGAAAUACUGUAAGCUCAGAUGCAACUUUGGUGAAUCCGAGUUGGCUAGAAGAUCUGGAAAAGUCGAUCGAUAUGGGAGCGCCGAAGCCGUUAGAUAUAAAUGCGUUAACGAACUCGAUGCAUCAACAGAAUAUGAUGGGAAGUAGCUGUUAUGAAAUGCCAUCUUUUGAGUCUUCUCAUGUACCCAUUCCUUCAGUAAGCACGGGUUUUGACAGACAGAGUAAGCGAUGUCAAUCUAUGAUGGUACCAAAUGUUCCUCGCGACAAUUCGUUGACGCCAGCCGUGCCCAAAAUAAAUUUUUGUCCGAGCUGUGGUUCAAGAUUUGCUGGUGGGAAAUUUUGCAGCAACUGUGGUUUUCAAGUUGUGGGACAAAGCUUGGCGCCGCCUGUAAUGCAGCAAGCCGGCUCAUUGAAUUCUUCGGAAUCAUUUUUCACUCCUCCGGCGUCUCCGGAUUCUUUUUUAAAAUCGGAACUAACUACACGAUCGCCCAAACAUUCGCCAAGGAAGAAAGAGAACAGCGCUCCUCCAGAUGAAGAUAAGUUAAGCAAAGAACCGGAAGUGCCGAAAGUUGACACAAAAGAAGCGGCUAAAACGACAGAGAAACCAAAAAAUGACGAGCCCGUUAUUAUUACACGCAGAGGCGCAUUUGAAGACGACGACAGCACUCUUAUUGAUGGAAUGGAAACAGUUUCGUUUCUGAAAGACCAGAUAGCUCAGGGCUCGAGUCUGGAUGAUCUUGAGGUCAUGUUGGCAUCUUCAAAUCCAACAAUCCAAGGAGUAGAUAUAUGCACAAGCGCAGUGGAAGACACCAUGAACGCAGUUAAUGAUAUAGUUGCCUCGAAACUCAAUCAAGAAUUGAAGAAAGUUUUGUGUCUUUCAGUUGCAGAGCGGAGAUUCGCAUUGGAAUUGUGCGAGUUUGACAGCAUUAAAGCUGCAGAGUUUUCUUUGAAUUCUAGAAAGUGUUUAGGCCAACAGCUUAUAGGAGUAGGAGCUGAGAAUAAGAAGUACGUUUUGUUUCAUGAGAAAAUGCAGCAGAAUGGGGGCAAUUAUCGGUCUGCUUACGCAGAGAUGCAAGGCCACAUAUUUGCGAAUCUUCUGCAGUCGAGGAUUUGGAACAGCGACGAAGGUUCGAACAUUUUGGAACGACAAGAUUCCGCUAAAUCGGAGUCUUUCUCAGCUGAAGCGAUGACAUACACGGAUACGCUUGUUGAAGACGCGGUGAGAAACUCGAAUAUUCCUCCUGUCUCAGGAAUAUUGGCAAAAGCAGUUUUUCUUCGCAAAAUAAUGGCUGAGAAGCAAUUGCCGUUUUCACGCGCGCAGCUUCUGUUUUCAAUGUUGAAAAAUAAACCUGACUUGGAAUACUCGUCGGCUUUGUGGAUCGCCAAAAACAUUUCGCAGGAAAGUCUUAAAGUGCCCAAAAGUUAUGAGCGAUACAUUGUGGAAUGCAGUGUUCAGUACGAGGAACUGGCUCAUUGCUUCAUAAUUAAACUUCCCAGUUGUAAAAAUGAAUGCAAGGUCUGUCAUAACUGCAUGCGCAAACAUUUACAAACGCAGCUUUAUGAAUCAGGUAAAAGCGUGCGCAAUAUUGAGUGCCCGGGUUGUGGCUCGAAGAUUAUUUCCAACAACGAAAAUGACACUUAUCUCCAGCAACAAUUGAAAAAUUUUCUACCACAAGAAAUGUUCAAAUUGUUCGAUACCCGGUUUUUGGAAAAUAUCCUAGAAGAAGACAAUUACUUUAAAUGGUGUUCAGAGGCAACAUGUGCUCAGGGUAUUCUAUGGGAGAACCCUAGGGUUCUGAAAAUGACAUGUUAUGAAGGCCACUCAACUUGUUUCGAAUGUGGUCGAAAAUGGGUCGACCAACAUGACGGCCUAACUUGCGAACAGUUUUCUCAAUGGGAAAUGGAAAAUGAUCCUGAAUAUCAAAGCAAGCGCCUCGACGGAUUCUUGCGGGCCAUAGAUGCCAUGAAGUGUCCACAGUGUAAGUUCAGGUACGAGUUGGUCCGAGGAGGUUGUCUGCAUUUCACAUGCAGCAAGUGUCAGACUGAGUUCUGCGGGUUCUGCUAUGCUCUCUACUCCAAGGAGUGUAGGAGGUUCUCCAAGUGUGCCAAACUAGGACUGCAUCAGCAUUGUCCAAGAUAUUGCUACAGUUAUCUGCGUGACAAAGAUAUCUCGACUCUACAAGAGCUUCUGACAGAUGCUGGCGUUGAUUACAGUCAACAGCUGCCGAAUUCAGCCGCCGAGGCUACUGGCAACAAUACAUGCCCAAUCAUUGAAACGAGUAACAGCGGCAGCGAAAAAGCAUGCGGGCAGCCAGCUAAACCACAGCAGGGUGGCGUGUGUGACAAACACUAUAACGAGUAUCUGUCUACUUUGAUAAAGAAAAACAAAAUUGACCCGGUUGUGAAAUUUUCGGUCGAUGAGUGUUUGGCGGAACUACACAGAAGAGAUGUGGCUUUCGACGAAAAUUCUGAAUUGGAAGUGUUGAAAAAUUUGGUGAUUACGAAAAUACCCCUGGAGUAUUUCUGAUCAACCUGAAGGUGUUUGAAAGACUUUUCUGCUCACAUUGUUGAAUUUUGAACUCUGAAAUUUUCUGAAAUUCUAUGAAACUGUGCUUUCAGUUCAGCUAGUCUGAAGUUUUUAUAUAACUCAAUUAUUAUUUCCUUCGAUGUUUAAUUAUAUCGGUAAAUUUUGCGUACUAUCUGAUUGAAAACAUAAUCUGAAAAAUGUGUGCUAUUGUUUCGCCUUGGAAUUUUUGGGAGAAGCGUUUUCAGUUCCAUGAUGUAUAUUGAGCCAAUCGAACUCUAUCCUCUGACGAAAUUUAGUUAGAUUUUAUAAUUAUUCCUCCAAUUAAUGAAAUUGACGCUUAUAUUUUUG